AGAAUUACAUAUACAGAAACACUAAGUUACUAUUUUAUAUGCAUACAUAAUUUAUUGACUUUGUGUUAAAAUGAUUUUGUACUAUACUUUCAAUUUUAAUUUUUCAGGGCAGCUAAUGUCUUGCAUUCAGUAUGUGGCAUAAAGAAAGGAGAUAAUGUUAUGAUUCUAUUGCCAAAAAUUCCAGAAUUAUGGGUUAUAAUCCUCUCUCUUUGUCAAAUUGGUGCAGUAGCAGCUGUAGGGUCAUUUCAAUUACAACCGAGGGAUAUUCACUACAGGAUAAAUUCUUUUAAAGCAAAAUAUGUCAUUGCUGACGAGGAAACAGCUGAAAAAGUUGAUCAGAUUAGUGAUUCUUGUCCAUCUUUAAGGAGAAAAAUCAUAUGUUGUCAAGAUCCUAAAAAUAAAGGAUGGAUAGAUUUUCUUACAUUUUAUAAAGAAGCUCAGCCUCUUAAUUAUACUGCAAAAACAAGGUACAAUGAUCCACUGAUAUUAUUUUUUACAAGUGGAACUACGGGUAAACCAAAAAUGGUUCAGCACAAUCUUGAAUGUAUUAAAUCAUUUCAUUCUAUAGGAAAUUAUUGGAUGGAUCUAACAUCGAAUGAUUUAGUAUUAAAUAUGUCAGAUCCAGGAUGGUCAAAAGGAAUUUGGGGAGGACUUUUCGUGCCAUGGACUAUGGGAGCAGGAAUUUUUGCUCAUCAUUCCAAGCUGUUUAAUACAGAAACAACAUUAAAGACUCUACAAGAUUAUCCAAUAACUACAUUUUGUGCACCACCAACUAUUUUUAGAAAACUUAUCAAAUCAGAUCUACAUAGGUAUAAGUUUUCUCAUUUAAGACACUGUUUGAGUGCUGGAGAACCUCUUCAUGCAGCAGCAAAUGAACAGUGGAGGAAAAAUACAGGUAUCUAUAUCCAUGAAGGAUUUGGUCAAGCAGAAACGUCAUUGAUUUGUGGAAUGUAUCGUUGUAUAAAAAGAAAGCCUGGAUCAAUAGGAAAACCUCUUCCCGGUGUACAGCUCGCUAUACUUGAUCCUUACUACAAUGAAUUGGGACCUGGUAAAGAAGGAAUACUAUCUGUCAAACUGAAGCCUCAUGCACCACUUUCAUUAUUCAAGGAGUAUUUAAAUAAUCAAAAAGAAACUGAUGCGGCAUUUCGUGGUGAUUACUAUCUUACGGGUGAUAGAGCUUAUAAAGAUGAGGAAGAGUAUUAUUGGUUUGUUGGACGAAAUGAUGAUAUCAUUUUAUCUUCUGGUUAUGCAAUUGGACCAUGUGAAGUGGAAAGUGCAUUACAGGAACAUCCAGCAGUAUUGGAAUCUGCUGUUGUUAGUAGUCCUGACCCACAAGGAAUAGAAACUGUAAAAGCUUUUGUUGUUUUGAAUAAAGAAUAUUUGCAUUUGGAUAAAAAUCAAAUGACAACAGAUCUUCAAGAUCAUGUUAAAAAUAUAGCAUCUCCUUAUAAAUACCCAAGAAAGAUUGAAUUUGUAGAUAAACUACCUAAAACAGUUACUGGAAAAGUUCAAAGAAAAGCUCUGCGCAAAAGAGAAUGGUCUGAAGUGAAAAAGGAACAAAACAUUUCUGUUGCAUCUUAAAUAUCAUCAGAUCAUAAAAGUUCCAUCAUGCAUGUAUUUUACAUCAUUAAAAUUUUGAAUGAAAAACAUCUUUAAAUGCAAGAUCAUUGUAAUUCAAGAUUUGUACACAGAAUAUUUUGUAUAAAUAUGAUUUCAAAUAAACUUGAGAAAUUAUUU
Molecule: messenger RNA, 1737 nt
Organism: Centruroides sculpturatus (bark scorpion)
Lineage: Eukaryota; Metazoa; Arthropoda; Arachnida; Scorpiones; Buthidae
Product: acyl-coenzyme A synthetase ACSM3, mitochondrial-like
Exons: 16
Coding region: 160-1581 (473 amino acids)
Biological process (GO): acyl-CoA metabolic process; fatty acid biosynthetic process
Cellular component (GO): mitochondrial matrix
Molecular function (GO): fatty acid ligase activity; fatty-acyl-CoA synthase activity
Source: RefSeq, a predicted model, not a curated record